Molecule: messenger RNA, 1421 nt
Organism: Chara braunii
Lineage: Eukaryota; Viridiplantae; Streptophyta; Charophyceae; Charales; Characeae
Source: the annotation of a GenBank genome assembly
CCGCGCAGAUGUUUCCAGCGGCGAGUGUGGGGGGAGGCGGGACCCGAACGCGCGCCUUGAGCUGCUGAUGAUCAGGAACAAGCGCUGGCAGAAAAGGAGCUGCCGAGAGACACGUGGCCGUCGCCCGACGGUGUGUAAGCGGAGGGUUGGGCGGAGGGUGGAGGGGCGGAGGGGCGGAGGGACGGGGGAGGGUGUCGGUAGGGGAAACAAGCUUGAAAGAAUAAAGGAGGAGGGGGUUGCACUAUAAGGUAAUUGUUGGUGGCAAAAAAGGGAAAGGGAGGAAGUUUCUCAUCGCAGUCCUUUCCCGGAUUCUCGCUGCAAUCACUGCUGGAUGAUGACGAAACGUAUUUGACCGAAUUUCCAGUCCAAUUCACUCUUGGUCGACGUUCAUCUGAAGUCUAUCUAUUUUGCUCAGACUGAGUCGUUGGCCGGUGGUUGGACCUUUGCCGCGUGGACACUCGCGACGUGAGGUUUGUCGCGUGGACACGUGCCACGUGGACCAUCGGGAGAGAGACACAUCGGGACUGUCGCUUUCAGGAAGCGAUGGCGGCCGAUGACGUGGCUGUCUUGGGUUUCGCAGAGGGCCUUGUAAAGUCUCUGUUCAUGACUAUUCUUUCAGAGGUCGGUGACAAGACUUUUUUUGUUGCAGCUUUGUUAGCAAUGCGUCAUCCUCGGAGCUCAGUCAUGGCGGGCUCUUUAGGGGCACUUCUGCUUAUGACUGUAUUAUCAGUAUUUUUAGGCUGGGCAGCGCCAUCACUGAUUUCACCGAAGCUGAUGCAGCAUGUGGCGACGGUGCUGUUCCUUGCAUUUGGAAUAAAGUCGUUAAUCGAUGUCGUAUCAAAUGGCGAAGAAGGUUCAUCAGAGCUUGAAGAAGUCGAGGCGGAACUGGACAAGGACUUGAAAAAUACAGCCUGCAGUCAAAGUCAAAGCAUCGUUGACAAAACUCAGGUGGAGAAGAAUGGAGGGAAUGUGGGCGAGCCUGCGGACAAGGUGUGCGUGCAACAAAGUACGCAAAGACAGCUUCUUUGCUGUCUUUUCUCUCCAGUCUCCAUACAGGCCUUCUCACUGGCGUUCUUCUCUGAGUGGGGUGACAAAAGCCAGAGGGCAGCUUCUAUGCAGCCGGUUCUGUACCUGGCUAUCUUGUAGUCGCCGUACGUGGUGUUGGGGAUCCUUGGACCUGGUAUUGUACCUGGCUGGACAUAACUUUGAACCUGGUUGUCUUUACGGCUUUGUGCAGAGGUCAUCUUCUGUGCACAGCAGCAGCUGUUCUUGGAGGAAGACACUUGGUGACGAAGAUAUCCGAGCAGAAGGUGAUUUUGUACAGAUCAAAAUUUGCCCUAUUUUAUCAUUAUAAUUAAUAAUAUUAUUUAAUAUACUUAAGAAAAAAAGUGGCCCCCUCGAAACAAAAUAAUAAAUAAAUG